Anolis carolinensis (green anole) is the source of this 5469-nucleotide messenger RNA. RefSeq names its product BAG cochaperone 5 (gene bag5). NCBI's taxonomy places the organism in Eukaryota, Metazoa, Chordata, Lepidosauria, Squamata, Anolidae. Gene Ontology annotation, molecular function: adenyl-nucleotide exchange factor activity; protein-folding chaperone binding. The coding region runs from base 339 to 1691 and encodes 450 amino acids. The record is from RefSeq and is a predicted model, not a curated record. The transcript is spliced from 2 exons. Gene Ontology annotation, cellular component: membrane; cytosol; nucleus. Gene Ontology annotation, biological process: regulation of inclusion body assembly; negative regulation of protein ubiquitination; protein stabilization.
CAAACCCGAUUUCCUUGGCAACUGGCUUUUAAAAAAGGGAACCCCAACGGGCGAGGGCGGCUGUUGAUGUUGCUUUACGGCAUCCUCUUCGGCCUGUGAGAGAAAGGGGGCGAGUGCGCAUGCGUGUUGGGAGCCAGACUGCUUGGCUCGUGAUAAAAGUGGAAUCGGGAGCCGGAGGAGGAUCUCGUCUCCCUGGGACGCCGGCGAAGAGCCCUGGGAUGGCGGCUGCCGUGGGAGGGCCCCUGAGGAGCCCGGCCGCCUGCUUGUGGGCCCGGUUCUGACAGGAAAGAGCGUGCGGACGGUGGGGAAGCUCUGUUGAAACUGGAUGAAGAAAAAGAAUGGAUAUGGGUAAUCAACAUCCUGCCAUCAAAAGGCUGCAAGAAAUACAGAAAGAAGUUAAGGAAUUGGAACCACAAGUAGCAACUUUCAGUGGUCUGUCCAGUGACAGAGCAUAUAAGAAACUAGAGAGAUCUUUGACUAAACAGCUUUUUGAAAUAGAUUCUGUGGAUGCUGAAGGCAGGGGCGAUAUUCAACAAGCCAGAAAAAGGGCUGCCCAGGAAACUGAAAGACUGCUUAAAGAACUGGAACAGAUUGCAAACCACCCCCAAAGACUGGAGAUAGAGGCUAUAUUUUACGAAGCCCAAAUAUUAGUGGAGCAAGAAAUUGCAGCUUUUUCCAAAGGAGGCAACUGUGUGACUGAGGAAUUUGAAGAAGGUAUUCAGGAUAUCAUUUUUAGACUCACUCAGGUGAAAACAGGAGGGAAAAUCUCUUUACGGAAAGCCAGGUAUCGCACAUUGACCAAAAUAUGUGCUGUCCAGGAGAUCAUAGAAACUUGUACAAAACAGCAGCCCUCCCUACCAUUGUCUGGUGAUACACAUCCUUCUGUUGCCAAGAUUAAUUCUGUCAUGGUUGAGGUGAACAAAGCAAAAGGGACCCUUAUUGGUGUUUUAAUGGGAGUAAAUAACAACGAGACCUGCAGACAUUUAUCUUGUGUGCUCACAGGCUUGAUUGCUGAUCUGGAUGCCUUAGAUGUCUGUGGCCGACCAGAAAUAAGAAACUAUCGUAAAGAAGUUGUAGAAGAAAUUAACAGAUUGCAGAAAUACUUGGACCUGGAUGAAGAAGCUGAUAGCACUUAUGCUUAUGAUUUGGCACAAAACAGGUCCAUUAUAAAAAUAGAAGAAAUCCGCAGAAAGAUGAAAGACAUUCAUGCUUCCCUUUUAAAGGGCGAGAGAGCUUCAGAUUUGUACCUGAAGUCAAAGACAGAGUUACAAGGGUUAAUUGCUCAGUUGGAUGAAGUGAGUCCUGGCAAAAAUCCAUGCAUCCGAGAAGCCAGAAGGCGAGCAGUGAUAGAAGUACAAACCCUCAUAACGUAUAUUGACUUAAAGGAGGCACUUGUCAAACGGCAAGUUUUUGUGGAACAAACAGAGGCCGAGCCUCCAGCACACAAAGCUGUUUGGCAUAUUCUUGGAAACGUGGCCCAGAUUCAGCAAGAGGUGCUGUCUUUUGAUGGGAACAGAACUGAUAAGAACUACAUGAGACUGGAGGAACUUCUUACAAAACAGCUUCUAUCACUGGAUGCUAUAGACCCUCAAGGAGACGAGCGCCCCAAAGUAGCCAGGAAACAGGCAGUGAAGCUUGCACAGAAUAUUCUUUACUACUUGGACAUGAAAACAGAUGAAUGGGAGUACUAAGAUAAGACACUGUAUGCUAGAUGUUGCUUUAAGUCUUGCAGUCUUUGCCAACCUGUCUCCUACAAACACAACAUCGAAAUUGUUUCAUUUACUAAUCUCUUUGAGGUCAAGUAAAUGUUGGAAUGGGGCAUGCAGCAGCUUUUUAAUGCUGUUGUUUUCUGGCAGUGAUAGCAGCCCACAAGGAACUUGUGUUACACUUUUUGUUACAGCCCCCCUUUUCUCCCCCAGAAAACUUUAGAUCAUAUUAUUUGUGAUGAUUUGGUCGGAGCACCCUGCAUAUGGUACUUCUACACUAAGAGAAUGUAAUCUCUCAAAGGUGUUUUCUCAAAUCAGACAGGGUGAAAUAACUGAAGAGAAGACCUGGAACUAAUGUCUGUUAGCCAUAAACCAACUUAAAUGUUGGUGUGUGAUACAACACAAUCACAAUCCAAAGGAUUAAAUACAAAUUAAUCAUUGCUUUUUCGUGUGUUUAAUUUUGCUGAAAUUUCACCUAAGGUCUGAUUUGAUUACAUUCAACUUGUAGUCAUUUAAGUCUAUUAUUAUGGGGUAGUGGGUAAUAACAGUGUUAACAUAUAGAAAUCUGUUGCAGGCUAUGUGAUCUGAAGCAGUCUGCUAAUUUCACAAGGUUGAGUCAGUAGUCUGCAGAUAUAGUGAUUCAGACUGUUUAUGCUAUUUAAAGAGAAAGUAAUUAUCUUUAAAAACUGGGAUUGCAACAGAACAAAGGAAUUCUAGACAUUAAAAAUGGAAGUAAUAAAAUAGAUUGAAAAAAUACUAUAGAAUCCCCAAUUGUACCCUCGAUAGCUGGUGAGGCAAUCUUGUCAAAUUUUGUAUGCCCAAAAUCAUUCACUUUUUUGAUGGGCAUUAGAUCACUUGUCAGUUAUUUAAUUGCAUUUUUCUGAACCCAGUGAAAAAUUGUUGCUUGCUUUGUUAAUGGAAAAUCAGGCAAGUGCUUUUAUAGCUGGGUUUGGCCUGGAAAUUCCGGUGUUUGUUAAAAUGUCAUCUGUUAUUCAUAUUUUCCCAAUCCUUUGGCUUAGUUUCUUCAGGCUACAUCACUUGCUGAUAAGUGAUGACAACAAGCAUUACAUGUGCUUAAUCUACUCUUGCCCAGUUUUUAAUCUUUCGAACAAUUAGAAUAACAAACUCUUUAUAGUGUUUCUAUUUUUAAUUGUGGAAUGGCUGUCUGUGUUAGGUGUCUAGAAUAGGCUGCAUGAAAGAAAGCUUCUUGUAGUUUUUCUCUUGCCUUCCUUUGUAGAGACUGACAAUUUAAUAACUGUCUUACUGUAUGCCUAAAUACUCUAGGCUUGAGUUCAGUUUAGGUUUGUUCUUCCCUUUUGCUUGUUGAUUCAGGAAGAUAGAAACCAACAUCAUAGUUUUUCAGCUGCAUUGAUAAUGGCUUGCAGAAAUUUCAAGUAGAAAAUAAAAUAAUACAAGUGAAAUUGGCAUUUUUUCGCACAGGUUUUAUAAUCAAAAUUGCUGGUUUGUUGAGGAAUAUUUCUUUGUAAUUCCUCUAUAAUGUAUCAGUUCUAUAUAAAGCAUUUUUGUCUAUAAGUAGAGUUUUAACGUGCAGUUAAAAGAAGCCAAAUUGGUCAUAGGAACCAAGUGCCUUUUUAAGUGACACUUGAAUAGCACCUUGUAGCUUUGACUGUUUCUAGUUGGCUUCAUGGUGGUUUCUAAGUGAAAUGUCUUCUGUACCCUUUGGAUUUUUUUUAUCCUUUAUGCUAUGAUAGGGAUUUCAAAUACUAUAGUAUUUUCUGAAACACAGCCUCGGCAUAUUACAGACAGCAGAGGUCAAGAUGAUUGAAUUUAUGGCCUAGAUUGAGGGUGUUGAGGUUGGGAUUUCCUUGACUCGCUAUGUUGCCCUGUGCAUCCCUUUUGCUGCUUAGAAGGAGUGAUAGUGGCUCUUUUUGCACUUACACAAAAUGUUCUCUUUUUGGUUAGUUACCUGCUUAGAAAAUCUUUUGCCAAGUAAAAUGAUGGCUUUAUUAAGCUUAUAUAGGUUUAAUAGAAUCAUAUACUAAAUAAUAUACCAUUAAUUUCUUUACUGUGCUCUUUCCUGAAAAUAUUAUUCCUGUUUUCUAUUUUUUAUUUCUUCAUUAAUUGGCUAGAAUCUAUGAUUAAAAUAACUUCACUUUCACUAGGCUUCCUUUAUUUUAGUAAUAAGGUCUUUGGUCCAGAAGCUUGUUGACAUGCAGGUAGAGUUGUGUGUCUGGAAAUUUCUACUGGUUUAAUUUUCAAGACCACUCUCCAUGUUAUCUUUUUACUGACCUCCUUUUUGCUUACUGUUUUACCUAAAUUCAGAUUCAGUGAUAAAGCCAAUGCUCAUAUAGAGGUUUCAUACAUUUUGGAGCACUUGUUACAGGUAAUGACCUCCUGGAUCAGACUGCAGAUUUAAUGUAUAUAUUAUUAAGAAAUAAACUAAGCAGUGCUAAUUCAAUCCUAUCAAUCUCAGAAUGCUUUCUGAUCCACAUCAGGCUUCUGUGAAUGAAGGAUGGAGGAGGUGAUUUUCACAUAUUUUUCCUUUAGUCUUGAGCCCCUUGCAUUGUAUACAUAAUAUCUGCUUCAGAGCAUGAAUAGUGUGAGCAGUAUGGCAGGAUACUGUAGGAUAAAGAGGAAAUUUGCAAAAUUGAAGCAAAGAACAUUCUGGAUAAGAUAAAAACUUAUGUUAGUAAUGUUUCAGUAACAGAUUCAAAGGUUUCAUUCUUAUCUGAUGGAAAUAUCCUCUCAGCUGAAGUCUGUGCAAGUGACGCUCCUUCUGGUGGAAGAGUGAGGAGAUUUUAAGAUCUAAGCCAUGGUACUUUAAUAAUUAUCAGUUAUUGUAGCUUUCAAUUUUUGUAACUGUUUAAAUAUAUUUUAUAUGCCUUGAGGAUAUUGCUGCUCUAAAGUUAUAAAUGUCGACUUCCAUUCUUUGGAGGCAAGUUUGAAAGUUGCAGUUAUACUGAGGGAAUACGUAUAAAGAUAUAGUUACGAAUAGGUACUGCAAUAGUAACUUGUAGGGUUAAAUUCCCAAUUUGUCCUUUAAAAAAGACUUUCUAUGUCAUGAAUUUAAAUGUGCAGUGCUUUAUACUCUGUUGAGAUCUUUGGUAUGACAGUAUAAAUCAGUUUUUUUUUGCAUGAAUAAAAAAAUAGUGAAUUAAAUAAGCUAAACCAAAAAGGAGUCUGGUAUGUGGGUUCUUAAGAGAUCAUUGUUUUGUCCUUUUCAGAAUGUACCUUUUGUAUUUAAUAUGCAAACAGGCUAAGAAAAAAUGCUUCUUUCCAUUUCAGUGGGAUAAAAACAUUUUAUGCUGAUGAAUUACUCGAUAUUGGACCAGUAGAGUCUGCAUUUUGUUAAAGGCUUUCCUGUGUGCAGUGACUGUAACACAAGAAACAAAUGGAUGUAAUUUUGUUGAACUUUUAAGCAUCAUGCUGUUUAUAUUUUUUCUGAAUUAUGAUUGUAUUGCUUUAAGAGCAGGGUUGACCCAGUCAGUCAUGUUCUAAUAUCUUUACCAGCAAACCAUGCUAGAACUGUAUUUUCUUCAGUCAGUUUGGAUGUAACUAUUUUUUACUAUGAUCAGUAAACUGUUGAAAGGAUUCCCUGCACUUCCGCUUCUUUCAAGUAUAAUCACUGAAAGCAGUAGAAAUUGAUUGUGUUGUUUCUUCCUCUUUCCUUUUUUUCCAGUUUUGACUAUAUGUUAGAGCUUUAUUUUCAGAAUAUAUGUAUCUAUUUAUUUGUAUGUAUAACAUCGCUUUGAGUAGUACAGAUUCAAAAAUCAAAUAUUCUUAAUAAAGCAUUUUGAUGCUU